This is a messenger RNA of Biomphalaria glabrata, 1515 nucleotides long. Its product is annotated as ficolin-1-like. The record is from RefSeq and is a predicted model, not a curated record. The transcript is spliced from 5 exons. The coding region runs from base 29 to 742 and encodes 237 amino acids. Lineage: Eukaryota; Metazoa; Mollusca; Gastropoda; Planorbidae.
AAGAGUCGUCCCGAGUUAGUUAACAAACAUGAAGAUACAAAUCAAUGCAACUGUGUGUCUAGGCUUACUGCUUUUCUUUACAUUCGCCAUACACGAACUAUUCGCCCAAAAGUCGUGUACACUACCAAAGCCGAACUUUUGUACGCGUAACAUGAACAUUGCCGAGAAAUAUGCCUUUAUAAAGAGACCCAAGCCUUUCCUCUGUGACACUAAAACUGAAGGGGGAGGGUGGAUCGUUAUACAGAGACGUGUUCAUCAAGACACCAGCUUCCAAAGAAACUGGGAGGACUACAAGUUCGGCUUCGGAUCUCCUUGUACUGAGGACUACUGGCUGGGUAAUGAGAGAGUUCAUCAGUUGACUUCUCGGGGUCAGUACGAACUGAGAAUAGAUAUGACCUACCAAAAACAAAACUAUUACGCUUCCUACAGUAGUUUUAAGGUCGACAACGAAACAAACCAGUACAGGCUGACUUUGGGCGAAUUUCAAGGCAAUGUAACAAAUGAAUUAGUGAACCACGACACUAUGAUGUUUAGCACCCCUGACAGGGACAAUGACCUGGGACCUAACCAUAGCUGUGCAGGGCAAUACCAAGCUGGUUGGUGGUAUAAACUUUGCCAUAUGACGAAUCUGAAUGGUCAUUUUGGCAUCAAUGCAUUCGGGUUCGGUGUCAUCUGGUACGGUCUAACAACGGACUAUGACUCACUAUCGUCUGUUGAAAUGAAGAUAAGGAAGAUUAAAUAAGUAUGGAAAGUCAUAUUGGUUAUUUUUUUUUUAAAUAUAGCAUUUUAGAUAAACUAAAAAUGACAUGUAUACAAAAUAUUCCCCAUUGUAAAAUUUUAGGUAUGAGUAUAAAAUAAAUUACUUGUUUCAAUAUUGUAUUAUAUAUUUGUUGAUUGUAGUUACUUUGUUUCAAAAUGAAGAUGAGGAGGAUUAACUAAGCAUGGGGAAUCCUAUUGAUUAUUCAAAAAAAUAUAUAAUAUUUUAGAUAAAGUAGAAAUUGCAUGUAUUAACAAUACUCUUUAUUGUUUAAUUUAGGCAUUGAAAUAAAAUAAACUACUUGUUUAUUAAUUGAAUUUGUUGUUUGUGGUGAGUUUGUUUCAAAUAUCUUCUUUAAUCUUUGUUUUUAUUUAUAAAGGUUAUAUCUACUCACUCAGUCUGUCUGGUACUUUAUCUAUUUUACACGUCAUUUCUCCCACACUCAUCCUCGGAUCAAGUGAAAACCUGACACAACUAUCUAUUGCACCUAACAAAACAUGUAUCAAAAACUUUGUAUUGAGAGAUGUGGAUGUAUACAUGGAGUUAUUUCCCUUAUUACAUUUUGUACACGUUUUUUUUUCUCCAACCUCCUAUUCUCGGAUUAAGUUGAAAUUUAGCUUCAUUAUUCAUAAUCAAUGAUGAUACUCGAAUCAAUAAAAAAUUAUUUUUUUUAAUCAUAUAAUGUUAAUUUUUUUCUAGAAAAAGGGAAUUAUUCAUGCAGUAUUGAGAUAUAUGGCAUUAAAGAUUUUAAAUAAAUA